This is a messenger RNA of Trichoderma asperellum CBS 433.97, 1081 nucleotides long. The record is from RefSeq and is a predicted model, not a curated record. Lineage: Eukaryota; Fungi; Ascomycota; Sordariomycetes; Hypocreales; Hypocreaceae.
AGCAGAUGUAGGCUUGAUUUCUUGUUAAGCUACUGCUAAUCUGGUAACUAGAUGCGUUGCGGUGUGGGAAAAGAAAGUGUCCGUGGGUGUGGAAUCCGGAUAUCGAUGGAGAUGAAUGGAGAGCUUUCUCAAUAGGAAAGCCAGCCUUCCUUCAGAAACUUGCCUUUGAUUACCUCAGCUUCCGGCUGGACCGCAGGGAGAUUGGGUGUGUAUCAUCGAGAUGGCCAAACGCAGAUCGAGUAUCGCGCAUACAACACCGCUUACCUAGUGCAGUGGUAUCAAGUUUGUAGGUAUGUUUCUUUUGUUGCUUCCAGUCUUUCACUCUCUUUUUCUUUAUUUCAUUCUUUGCCUUGGACGAAAGAGCUCUGCAGUUUGCGAUUCAAGCAUUGUACCAAAUAGGCAAAUGCCUCCAAAAAUGGCUACAGGUAGGUCGUAUUCGUAUUUCAGAAACGGAAACAUCCGACAAACGAACAAGCUCUGUCGUUUGGUAACUAGUAGUAUUUCCAAGGCAGCAGUUGGCGAUAGCCGCUCUAACAAAGCUCCCUGUCAACUGCCUCUUCAGCUGUCUGCUUCGUCUCUCUUGGUUGCACAUGGGGAAAUAUUAGUUGACGCCUUUAUUGCCGCCUUUGGAGAGAGCGCUGCAUGGUAAGGUUCUAUCCAGCAAAAAGAAGAAAAACCUCGAGUACCCAUUUUGGUGCGGAUUACAAACGUUUGCUCCGAAUCUGGUUUUACGCAUCAGAAGUGUAUGUUGACGAGGCUGCAUGCUUCGUUGACUGUGACGUAUGGCAGCGCACUGAACGCCCAGCUAGAGGCGGGAAAAGAAUGUUUUACGAGUCAGCAGCAGCAGCAGCAGCAGCAGCGUUUGGGCUCAGAUGAAGUGUUGCUGGCACCGUUUGGGGGGGUUUUAAAGGCACGCGAUUAUUAAUUGGAGCGAGGGCAGAUUUUGCCGUUUACGGGAAUUCCAGGGCGCCGGUAGCAUGGAAUCUGGGAAACGGAGAGCCAAAGAGAUGUCGUUUGUCGUUUAGAGGCGUUGUCAGCAUCAGCGGAGACACUCUGUUGACAACUUCAGUGAGUAGCCUGG